GGCCAUGGGGCCCCCCCGCGCCCGCUAGGCACUGCGCGGGGCGCGCCCGCGGAGCCGCCCUCCCGCGCCGGGGCUGGCGGACUCCCGGUCUCCGCAGCGGGAGGAGGAGGAAGAGGAGGAGGAGGAAGGACCCGGGGUGCUGGCGGCGGAGCCCGGGGAGCUGAGGACCACCGGCCUCCCUCUGCGCCGUCGUCUUUGUGUCCCCCGGCGGAGCGAGGGGCCGCGGGCAGGGGAGCGGAUGCAAAGAGCGGCUGGUGCUGGAGGGGGAAGAGAAAAAGGGGGAUGGUGGAAGAUUUCUGUCCCGGAUUUUUGGUGUGGCUUUUUUUUUUUUUUUUUUUUUUCCUGGUGGUCUCCUCGGCGGCGGCUGUUCUUCCCCAGAAGCAGCAGCAGCAGCAUAGGCAAUGACUGCCGCAUAAGAAUCGUCUGACCGGUGGUGCCUGCUCUGGAGACACCACCUGGGUCUGAAGUUGCCCGUCUGAAGGAGGUAAAUCGGAGCGGGGCUUUGGUCCAGAGGGAUCGGUGACGACGGGGGAGAAGAGGGAGCGAUCGCCUCCCCCAUCCCCGCACACCCUCCGUCCUCCGGGAGGGAGCCUGUGUAGCAGAACACGGCAGAAGAGGAGAGACUCUUUCUUAAUCUUGGGGGUUUUUUUCUGGUUUUUCUUCUCCUUUUUCGUUUUUUAAAUUUAUUUUUUAAAAAUCUCCUUCCUUGAGGGACGUUCCGUGCUUCUUACUCCCACCCCCUUUUCCUCCUUGCUGGGGCCUUUGGUACUGGUCUGCUUCUUACCCCCACCCGUGGUUUUAAUGGCUGGAUUGUGGCAGCAGCUCCCUGCUGCAGGUUGUUGAGGGACUGAUGAGGACUUGCAUCUCGGGAGCCGGAGGUGACUAAGGGUAAGAAACCUCCCCGCGGAUGGAUGCUCACCACCCCUUGCCUGCCCGUCAGUCUCGCCCUUGCCCGCUUGCGUUGGGCACACGCUUGGAUUGAUUUCGUAAUAAGGGUACUUGGUCUUCGGGGGGCUGGAUCCUCCAGAAAUGCUGAAUUUGGAACUCUGCAAGAACGAGUCUGUGGAUUCUUAGCAUGUGAAGAACAAGGAAAGGUCUCAAACUCUGGAUACUGGCUGUGGAUUUUUUUUUAUUAUUAUUUUUUUUUUUGGUUUAUUUUCUCCUUUACUGAUGUGAAUUGAAGGCCAACAGUUGAAGUGUUGGAAGCAAGUGCAGGAGGACACUCACCUUGUUUUGUUUGAACCCUGGUUUGCUGGGAUACUCUCAAGCCCUCCUUCACAGUCAUGUGGUCAUCACAGCUGCUGUUCUUCACAAUCCUGCUAACACCAAUAGUCCAUGCUUUCAGCCGUGCCCCAGUGCCCAUGGCUGUGGUCCGCAGGGAGCUGUCCUGUGAGAGUUACCCCAUCGAGCUGCGCUGCCCCGGCACAGACGUCAUCAUGAUCGAAAGUGCCAACUACGGGAGGACUGAUGAUAAAAUCUGUGACUCUGAUCCUGCUCAGAUGGAGAAUAUCCGCUGUUAUCUGCCAGAUGCCUAUAAGAUUAUGACUCAAAGAUGCAGUAAUCGGACCCAGUGUGCGGUUGUCGCUGGCCCUGAUGUGUUUCCAGACCCUUGCCCAGGGACGUACAAGUACCUGGAAGUGCAGUAUGAGUGUGUCCCUUACAAAGUGGAACAAAAAGUUUUUCUUUGCCCUGGACUGUUGAAAGGAGUUUACCAGAGUGAACAUUUAUUUGAAUCUGACCACCAAUCCGGUGCCUGGUGCAAGGACCCUCUGCAGGCAUCUGACAAGAUCUACUACAUGCCCUGGACACCUUACCGGACAGACACACUGACAGAGUACUCCUCCAAGGAUGACUUCAUUGCUGGCAGACCAACCACCACCUACAAACUCCCACACCGGGUGGACGGCACGGGAUUUGUUGUGUACGAUGGGGCUUUGUUCUUCAACAAGGAACGAACCAGGAACAUAGUCAAGUUUGACCUGAGGACAAGAAUCAAAAGUGGGGAGGCUAUCAUAGCUAAUGCCAAUUACCAUGACACCUCUCCCUACCGCUGGGGAGGCAAGUCUGAUAUAGACCUGGCUGUGGAUGAGAACGGGCUCUGGGUAAUCUAUGCAACAGAACAAAACAAUGGCAAAAUAGUCAUUAGCCAAUUAAACCCUUACACGUUAAGGAUUGAAGGGACAUGGGAUACUGCCUACGACAAGAGGUCAGCUUCCAACGCCUUCAUGAUCUGUGGGAUUUUAUAUGUGGUGAAGUCUGUGUACGAAGAUGAUGACAACGAAGCCACAGGGAAUAAAAUAGACUACAUAUAUAACACUGACCAAAGCAAGGAUAGCAUGGUGGAUGUGCCCUUUCCAAACUCCUACCAGUACAUUGCUGCUGUGGAUUAUAAUCCCCGGGACAACCUGCUUUAUGUGUGGAACAACUAUCAUGUUGUGAAAUAUUCCUUGGAUUUCGGCCCACUGGACAGCAGAGGAGGGCAGGCUCACCACGGGCAGGUUUCCUACAUUGCCCCACCAAUCCACCUUGAUUCGGAUCUGGAGAGACUGCCAUCCAAGGGUGUAUCCACAUCAGGGGCUCUGGGCCCUGGCAGCACCACCACCAGCACCACCCCACGAGUGGCCACCAGCAGCACCGGCCGCCCUACCACCACCACCUCAGCCUCGGGCAGGAGGAACAGGAGCACCAGCACACCAUCACCCAUGGCUGAUGUCCCCGAUGAAAUGACCACACACCUCCCACCUGCCUCCUCCCAGCUGCCACCAGCUGGGGCAGAGAGCUGUGACCCCGUGGAAGCCCGGGACAUUAUGUGGUCUCGGACUCGGCAGGGCCAGGUGGCGAAGCAGCCGUGUCCCAUGGGCUCCAUAGGGGUUGCAACCUUCCGGUGUCUUGCGCCAGACGGGAUCUGGGAGACCCAAGGACCUGAUCUCAGCAACUGCUCCUCUCCUUGGAUCAACCACAUCACUCAGAAGAUGAAGUCAGGGGAGAUGGCUGCCAACAUUGCCCGGGAGCUUGCAGAGCACACCAAAAACCACCUGUAUGCUGGUGACAUCACCUACUCUGUGUCUGCCAUGGUCCAGCUGGUGAACUUGCUUGAUGUGCAGCUCAGAAACCUGACUCCAGGUGGGAAGGACAGUGCUGCACGCAGCUUAAAUAAGCUUCAGAAAAGGGAGCGCUCUUGCAGGGCCUAUGUCCAGGCCAUGGUGGAGACUGUGAACAACCUCCUGCAGCCACAGGCUCUGAAUGCCUGGAGGGACCUGAACGCGAGCGAGCAGCAGCGUGCAGCCACAAAGUUACUUGACACUGUGGAGGACAGUGCCUUUGUGCUGGCUGACAACCUCCUGAAGACAGACAUCGUCCGGGAAAACACUGACAACAUCCAGCUGGAAGUUGCAAGACUAAGCACAGAUGGGAGUCUGGAAGAUCUGAAGUUUCCCCAGAAUGUGGGCCAUGGGAGUGCCAUUCAGCUGUCAGCAAAUACCUUGAAACAGAACGGUCGAAACGGUGAAAUCAGGGUGGCUUUUGUGCUGUACAACAACCUGGGCACCUAUCUCUCCACGGAGAAUGCCAGCAUGAAGUUGGGAACAGAAGCAAUGUCAACUAAUCAUUCUGUCAUUGUCAACUCCCCUGUCAUCACGGCAGCAAUAAACAAGGAGUUCAGUAACAAGGUUUACCUGGCUGAUCCUGUGGUGUUUACUGUCAAGCACAUCAAGUCAGAAGAAAAUUUCAAUCCCAACUGCUCGUUCUGGAGCUACACCAAGCGUACCAUGACAGGCUACUGGUCCACCCAGGGAUGUCGCCUCCUGACAACCAACAAGACCCACACCACCUGCUCCUGCAACCACCUCACCAACUUUGCUGUCCUGAUGGCACACGUGGAAGUCAAGCACAGUGAUGCAGUCCAUGACCUGCUCCUGGACUUCAUCACGUGGGUUGGCAUCCUGCUCUCACUGGUCUGUCUCCUGAUCUGCAUCUUCACCUUCUGCUUCUUCCGUGGGCUGCAGAGUGACCGUAAUACGAUUCACAAGAACUUGUGCAUCAGCCUCUUUGUGGCAGAACUCCUCUUCCUCAUCGGCAUCAACCGCACUGACCAGCCGAUUGCCUGUGCUGUCUUUGCUGCCCUCCUGCACUUCUUCUUCCUGGCAGCUUUCACCUGGAUGUUCCUGGAGGGGGUGCAGCUCUACAUCAUGCUGGUGGAGGUUUUUGAGAGUGAAAACUCCCGCAGGAAGUACUUCUACCUGGUUGGCUAUGGCAUGCCUGCUCUCAUCGUGGCCGUGUCAGCAGCUGUGGACUACAGGAGCUAUGGCACAGACAAAGUAUGUUGGCUCCGACUUGACACCUACUUCAUCUGGAGCUUUAUAGGACCAGCGACCUUGAUAAUUAUGCUUAAUGUCAUCUUCCUUGGGAUUGCUCUCUAUAAAAUGUUUCAUCAUACUGCCAUACUGAAACCUGAAUCUGGAUGUCUUGACAAUAUCAAGUCCUGGGUAAUAGGUGCAAUAGCCCUGCUCUGCCUUCUAGGACUGACCUGGGCCUUCGGACUCAUGUAUAUUAAUGAAAGCACAGUCAUCAUGGCCUAUCUCUUCACCAUAUUCAAUUCUCUGCAGGGAAUGUUUAUAUUCAUUUUCCAUUGUGUCCUCCAGAAAAAGGUACGGAAGGAGUACGGGAAAUGCCUGCGCACACACUGCUGCAGUGGGAAAAGUACAGAGAGCUCCAUUGGCUCAGGAAAAACCUCGGGGUCACGGACACCUGGAAGAUACUCCACAGGCUCACAGAGCCGGAUUCGUAGGAUGUGGAAUGACACAGUUCGAAAGCAGUCCGAGUCUUCCUUUAUUACUGGAGAUAUAAACAGUUCAGCUUCACUCAACAGAGAGGGGCUUCUGAACAAUGCCAGGGAUACAAGUGUCACGGAUACUCUACCACUGAAUGGUAAUCACGGCAACAGCUACAGCAUUGCCAGCGGCGAGUACCUCAGCAACUGCGUGCAAAUCCUUGACCGUGGGUACAACCACACCGAGAACGCCCUGGAGAAAAAGAUCCUGAAGGAACUCACCUCCAACUACAUCCCCUCCUACCUGAACAACCACGAGCGCCCCAGCGAGCAGAGCCGCAACCUGAUGAACAAACUCGUCAACAGCGUGGGCGGCGGGAGCGAGGACGACGCCAUCGUGCUGGACGACGCCACCUCCUUCACCCACGAGGAGAGCCUGGGCCUGGAGCUCAUCCACGAGGAGUCGGACGCCCCGCUGCUGCCCUCCCGGGUGUACUCCACAGACAACCACCAGCCCCACCUCUACGGCAGGCGACGUAUCCCGCAAGACCACAGCGAGAGCUUUUUCCCCCUGCUGACCGACGAGCAGGGGGAGGAGCUGCAGUCCCCCAACAGGGAUUCUCUCUACACCAGCAUGCCCGCCCUGGCCGGCAUGCCCGCGGCGGACGGCGUCGCCGCCGGCACCCAGACCGACCCCCCCGCGGCCAAAAGCGGCGGCGGUGACGCUGACGAUGUGUACUACAAAAGCAUGCCCAACCUCGGCUCCAGGAACCACGUCCAUCAGCUGCACACGUACUACCAGCUGGGACGGGGCAGCAGUGAUGGUUUUAUAGUCCCCCCAAACAAAGAGGGAACCCCCCCGGACGGCAGCGCAAAAGGACCCGCGCACUUGGUCACGAGUCUAUAGAAGACUCAGGAAAAAAAAAAAAAAGAAUAAAAAUGAAGCAAAUGGACAACAAAAAGCCCCUCCAUAAUGCUCGGUUUACUCUUUUGAGUUAAUCCAAACGGUGGUAAUAUUGUGUGUACUCCUGAAUCUUCAUGCUGUUUGAAAGGAAACUCUUGGACUUUUUUUACUGGAAUUUUUAGGCCAGCCCGGAGAGGACAGUAACUGCUGCCCCCCCACCCCUUCUCCCUUCAUCCUCCUUCCCUCCAGACAGACUUCAUUAUGUUAAUGAAAGAGAUAGAUAAUGGCACACUUUGUGGCCUUCUCAAGUUAUGCUGUGUUUGUUUAAACAAUCCUUGAUGCUGUGUUGCUCUUAAUACCAAGGACCCGAUUUAAGAGGGGGUGGGGGGAAAAAAAGCAAAGAAAAAUAAACGAAAGGCCAAAAAUGUGCAUUUGAAACCAGUAGCGAUGAUGCAUCCGGGUGGUAGUGCUGCACAAAAACAAGUAACAAAACUCUUUCUUACCUGUCCAGAUCACGUCAUGGGUUUUGGUCACUCACAACUUGGUCUCACCACAGUUCCCAUGGCUGUGGGAGCAAACAAAAUGAAAACAAAUUUAAUGAGAUGGAAGGGAAUCCUAGAAUUCUGUGCUAAAGGCAUAUUUUAUGUUUUGCUGUAUUAACGGAUGAUAAAAACUAAUGGCAGAAAAAGAGAAGCAAACAAUUUCUAUGUAAUGUACAGAUACUAGCAUUGCACAUAUAGUCUGCUUUCUGUUCCUCCAGAACUUGCGUCCCUGUUAAUGUAGUGGAAAAAAAAAAAAAAAGAACUUUUUUCUGUUGUGCUGGUCUUGUAAGUUUGUCUACCAGUAGGAGCAAGGCUUUUCAUAACUCCUCCUCCUUUUUUUUAGGUUUUGGUUUGUUUUUUUUUUUUUUAAGUUUUUGCUUUGUCUCUUCCACUACCCCUUCCCUCCAUUCCCUCCCCAUCUCAGUAAAAAAUAAAGUCUCACUGGGGGAAUAAAAUAAAAGCAAACAUCACUUUGUAAGGACCGUUUUUGGUACCACCAUCACUGUUUCUUUUCAGCCAAGGCAAUCUCUUUCUUUCCUCUAUAACUUUUUUCAGCUGGCAUGUUGCAGACAGACCUUCUGGCAGACUAGAGAAGGGCAAACUUUCCCAUUGACAGUGCACAACCCAUCAUGACCAUCCAGGGGCUGAAAUUUGGGGGUUUUAUAGUCACAGCAGGGCUUCCACAGUAGCUGGCCGUAACCCUGGAGGAGUGAAGGGCCUUCAUGGCUCCAUCUGGUCCCUUGGUUUAGGCACUUGUACUGCAGUGGUUAAAAAGAAAAUGGAUUGACACAUAGAGAACUAAAAAUUACUUUGCAGUGAAUUUAAAAAAAAAAAAAAAAAUUAAAAGUCUUCAGUUCAUUAUUUUUCCUAACAGGAAAUUUAUUUAUUUGACAGGAUUUUUAAGUAACAUAGGCUUUCUGGAGGUAAAUUAGCAGCACGGAGUAUGAAUUCUUUUUUUCUUUUUUUUUAAUUUAUGAUCCAUUUUGUAUGGUCUCAACAGUUGAAUGACCUCAUUACUAAUAUUUGUUGUAAAAGUGAAGCUUGUUUGCCAACCAAUAAACAACUGAUCACAAUUUAGAAGA
Messenger RNA from Calypte anna (Anna's hummingbird), 7296 nucleotides. RefSeq names its product adhesion G protein-coupled receptor L3 (gene ADGRL3). The record is from RefSeq and is a predicted model, not a curated record. Bases 1284 to 5675 code for a protein of 1463 amino acids. Lineage: Eukaryota; Metazoa; Chordata; Aves; Apodiformes; Trochilidae. The transcript is spliced from 24 exons. Gene Ontology annotation, cellular component: cell-cell junction; axon; glutamatergic synapse. Gene Ontology annotation, biological process: brain development; adenylate cyclase-activating G protein-coupled receptor signaling pathway; synapse assembly. Gene Ontology annotation, molecular function: carbohydrate binding; G protein-coupled receptor activity.